Molecule: messenger RNA, 1902 nt
Organism: Yarrowia lipolytica CLIB122
Lineage: Eukaryota; Fungi; Ascomycota; Dipodascomycetes; Dipodascales
Source: RefSeq, a predicted model, not a curated record
AUGGCACUUUUGGACCUGUUCAACAAAAAGCAAGUGGAGGAGCCCCCGUUUGAUAUAUCGGGGCAGGAUGUUCUGCGGCUACUCACAGCAACUGGAAUGCUGACUCCCUCUCCAGAUCAGGAGUUUUAUGUCACUGGUACCAGCAUAUCUACUAGAGAACAGAUCGCCAAGGAGAUCAAGCAGCAACUGCGUGAGUCUUUGGAGCCCGUAACAGUGGGCCUGCUAUCGGCUAAAAUUGGACUAGACGCUCCCACAACACAGAUCUUUGUGGACCUUUGUCUCCCCCAAGUCCAGGGAGUGGUCCAAGACGGCUACAACUACUACUCCUGGGCGUUGUGUGAGCAGUUAUUGUCGCAGCUCGAUAAGAGCUUGGACGGGAAUUUGUUUGUGUCAUCUCUCGACUUUUGCCACAAGAACAAAAUGUCCUGGAAAUUGCUCUCUUCUAUCGCAUCUAAGCAGUAUCUGGUAGAAGAUGGAGUUGUGCUGGACCAGAAGAAAUGGGCCCAGUUGCAGAAGGAGACUGAGGAAAAACUGACCAAUGCCACACAAGUGCUUCCCUUGUCUGAGCUGUUGGAGGAGGAGACAGGAUCAACGGAUGAAGCUCUCAAGAAGGUGUUUAUCAACACUAUCACUCGAUGGCUCAAGAACUCUGGUAAGGGUCGAAUCAGUGGGGACAAGUUUAUCCCAGACUCGCAUGCUCAGGGUGCACAGAACAGCGUCAAGUAUCAACUGGAAUCCACUGGAUACGUUUCUUCAGGUGCCUUGAAGCAGCUACGAAAGAAGCUGGAGGUUGUGGCACAAGAAAUGGGCCUCAAUCUCACUGCUCUCUCGGAUAUUGUUGUCAAUGACGCAUGGGCCGACAAACGAAAGGAGGAGGCUCUCAGUACUGUUGCUGACCAGGGCUAUAUUGAUGUUGGCAAGGUGGACUUCUGUCGGGAGGUGUCGGUAGAGGACAACAAGACCUUGGUGGACGGGUUCAUCAAGGCUGCUUCCAAAUCCAAGGCUUGUGAUUCUAUUCGAAACGGCCCUACUGUUGAGUUUGUGGUUGAAAAGAACCUCAACUCCAACGUUAAGGUCUUUGCCAUCGGUGAUAUAUGCGAGCAACUGGCCAAGGCCGAGACUGCCGCUAUUCUGAAGGCCAAUUCGGUCCAGGAUCUCUCUGACAAGUCCGCAGAGGGGUUUGUAGACCAGCAUGUUAUCUCUGAUGUCUAUUCUGUGCCUGCUGACAGUUUAAUCAGUGAAAAGUUGGCAGCCAAGUUCCCGCAAUUGCCCAAAAGACUACUUCAACUCUAUGUGGCGCAGUAUCGGGCUCUCAUUCAGGCAGGAACCAAGGAAAAGACCAUUGCGCUGGUACGCGACGAGUGCGAGGAGGCUGUGGUUACGGUUGUGACGUAUCUACUGGGACUCAAAGGUGUUUUGCAGGCCGACAAAAAGGUGGGAAAAAAGUUGGUUGAUGGAGCUAUGGCUCAGAUUAAGGAUAACGUUGCGUGCGUGGACUCGAUUGCUCUGGACUCGGAAAUGUCCAAGCUGGAGAACAAGGUGACGGCCCAGAUUGACGCUCUGUGGGCCUGUGUACGUGUCGACGACCACGACGGACGCGUCAAGCAAUGCCAGUCGGAGACGCUACGCAACCUCAAGACGCAGGUUGGUGCAGCUGCGCAAAAGGGUAAGAGCGCGUUGGCUCUGCAUUUGGCCGUAACGGUGGCCAUGUCCCAAGCCACGCCAGGAAUACUUUUAUCUUCCGGGUCCACCGUCCCCCGUCAGGUCAAGUUUCUGCGCAAACAGGCUCUGCUGGAUGCGGCUCAGCUCGACUUCUUAGAUAAGGCUGUGGAAGUGGCCGUCAAAAAUGAGCCCCUGGACGAAGGCGAGCUGAACUCGCUAAUGGAGGCGAUGGCCAUUUGA